This is a messenger RNA of Eurypyga helias (sunbittern), 479 nucleotides long. Its product is annotated as protein PML-like. Gene Ontology annotation, cellular component: nucleoplasm; PML body; chromatin. The transcript has a single exon. Lineage: Eukaryota; Metazoa; Chordata; Aves; Eurypygiformes; Eurypygidae. The annotation marks the transcript as partial. Gene Ontology annotation, biological process: intrinsic apoptotic signaling pathway in response to DNA damage; positive regulation of DNA-templated transcription; PML body organization. The record is from RefSeq and is a predicted model, not a curated record. Gene Ontology annotation, molecular function: ubiquitin-protein transferase activity; zinc ion binding.
CUCUUGAAAGAUGACUUCCAGUUCAUCCUUUGUGAGGGCUGCCAGCAAGAAUCACCCAACCUCAAGCUCCUCACCUGCCUCCACACCUUGUGCCUGGGUUGCCUGAGCGAGAACAAGCCCAUCGGGCAGUGCCCCGUGUGCCGGACGGCCAUCCCACUAGCCAGUGGCAUCCCCGACAUGGACAACCUGCUCUUCACCAACCUGCAGGCCAGGCUCAAGCUCUACCAGAAGAUCGUUGAUGGAGUUGACUUGUUCUGCAACACCUGCAAGAAAGCUGGCAAGUUCUGGUGCUCCAAGUGUGAGGAAUUCCUCUGCACCAAGUGCUUCGAGGCCCACCAGCGCUACCUGAAGAGGGAGAGCCACAAAGCCAAGAGUGUGACAGACAUCAGGGCAGGAUCUGCUAAGGACUUCCUCAGGGACACCAGGAGGACUGGUAACUUGUCCUGCUCCAACCCAUCCCACAAGAGCCAGACUGUAAG